Molecule: messenger RNA, 498 nt
Organism: Psylliodes chrysocephalus
Lineage: Eukaryota; Metazoa; Arthropoda; Insecta; Coleoptera; Chrysomelidae
Source: the annotation of a GenBank genome assembly
AUGGUAGUAAACAUUCAGAAAAACUUAAAUCAAAUCGCAUCAUUAUUGAAAAUCAAACUAGAUGAUGCUAAAAUUAAUAAAAUACCAAAUUCUGGUGUAACCAAUAAAGUAUUUCAACUAGUAAGUGCCCCAAAUUCAUCUUUAGGUCCAAAAAAUCAAAUGGAAAUUCUUGAGGUACAACAAUGGAUUGAAUACAUUAAUGUUUAUGUUGUACAUGUGGAUAGUCCCCAAAACGCCAGGAUUGUUUUGAAAGAACUCAAUGAAAUAUUAGCAGAAAAAACAUAUUUAGUAGGAUUCAGACUCACCAUAGCAGAUAUUCUUCUCUUUUAUACAUUAAAGAAAGUGAUGAGAUCACUCUCAGGCCUCGAUAAGGAAAAUUAUUUAAAUUUGUGCAGAUGGUUUGAUAAUCUUCAGCAUGAUGCUCUAAUAAGACCAAAUAAUGAAGUAAUAGAUUUUAGUUCAAAUUAUCUGGCUGCACUGGUACCUGCCAGGCAUUAG